AUGGACAUCGGAAAAGGGCUGCCCUCAGCCUCUUCUCUGGUUGUGAAUAACCCGUCAGCACCUCAAAGAAGUAGUAGGAGGGCCUCCAGGCGGGAGCGGGGGCCCUCCACCCGGGCCAAGGCCCUGCUGAGCCCUGAGCAACGGAGGGAGGGAGGGAGGAGGCGGGAUGCGGCGGCCGGGCUGGGACUGAUUCUCCCGCGUUUCCAGAUCACCAGUGCUGCAGACUCGGAGGCCAUCACCUUCCAGAAGCUGGUGAAGGGGCACGCGUACUCGGUCACUGGCGCCGAGGAGGUGGAAAGCAGAGGAAGCCUGCAGAAGCUGAUCCGCAUCCGGAAUCCCUGGGGAGAGGUGGAGUGGACCGGGCAGUGGAACGACAACUGCCCAAACUGGACAACUAUUGACCCUGAGGUGAGGGAAAGCCUGACCAGACAGCAUGAAGAUGGGGAAUUCUGGAUGUCUUUCAAUGACUUCCUGAGGCACUAUUCCCGCCUGGAGAUCUGCAGCCUGACCCCUGACACGCUGACCAGUGACGCCUACAAGAAGUGGAAACUCACCAAGAUGGAUGGGAACUGGAGGCGGGGCUCCACCGCGGGCGGCUGCAGGAACUACCCGAAUACCUUCUGGAUGAACCCUCAGUACCUGAUCAAGUUGGAGGAGGAGGACGAGGACCAGGAGGACGGGGAGAAUGGCUGCACCUUCCUGGUGGGUCUCAUCCAGAAGCACCGGCGGCGGCAGAGAAAGAUGGGCGAGGACAUGCAUACCAUUGGCUUCGGCAUCUAUGAGAUUCCAGAGGAGUUCACAGGACAGACCAACAUCCACCUGAGCAAGAACUUCUUCCUGACACACCGAGCGAGGGAGCGGUCGGACACCUUCAUCAACCUGCGGGAGGUGCUCAACCGCUUCAAGCUGCCCCCGGGGGAGUACAUCCUGGUGCCGUCCACCUUCGAGCCCAACAAGGACGGGGACUUCUGCAUCCGGGUCUUUUCCGAGAAGAAAGCCGACUACCAAGUCGUCGACGAUGAAAUCGAGGCCAACCUUGAAGAGAUACCGUACUGCUUGAGCCCCACCCGCUCUGUCCUGAACAACCCAGGAGCAGCGGAGCAGAAAAUAACCCCAAGGGUUUAGGAGGCCCCCAGGAUUUCACGAGCACAGCUUGAAACUAGGAUUGAUGUCAGCGAGGACGACAUCGAUGAUGGAUUCAGGAGGCUGUUUGCCCAGUUGGCAGGGGAGGAUGCAGAGAUCUCUGCCUUUGAGUUGCAGACAAUCCUGAGGAGAGUUCUGGCAAAGCGUAAGUACCCACUCCUCGCACAUCCCUCACCCCGCUCCGUCUCCUGCAACGUGAGGGGACACGGGGAUCCUUCCCCGGCUCAGCGGCGGUGGCUGAACCGUCACUCCCACUCCUGCUUAAAUACCACCGUCACCACCAAAGAACCGGAUGAAGGAGGUUCUCCCCGAUGUGAUCAAAAAGGGCGAAGGUUUCUGGAGUCUAGAGGUCAAAGAUCACAUCCAGGUUUCCAUGACUUACUAGCUCUGUGAUCUAAACCGAGUUAGAUAGAUAAUCUCCCUGACUCUUGUUUCCUUAUCUGCAAAAUAGGCAUAUUAUUACUUAACCUCUUCAGAGUGGUUGAAUGUCUUAAAUGAGAUGACGUGUAGGAAUUGCCUAGCACAAAGCCUGGGCUACGUAUACGGUGACUCUUAUGAUGAUUAAUUGCUAAGAAAAAGCGUGAUGGGAGCCAGAAAGCAUCCCCAUCCCUGGAUUCCGGGCUGUAUUUAGUGGGGAACCACUGACAGAGUGACGACAGCUCACUGAUGAGCCGGAAUGGAAAAAUAAGUGGUCCAUCUUCCACUCCAGCUAAGGGGAUGGCAUUAAAAAGGCUCAUCUCCCAAAUGUGUGUUUAAGGGAGGCUGGUCGAGCCAGUUCUUGAUGGGAGAAAUGUCACUUCAGUUGAGCCAGUAGGCCAGGCAAGUGGCUUCAAAGCUCCAGAAAUGACUGCUCUCAGCCCAGGCUGAUGGGCAUCUAAAAAGAACGGACAGAACUGGGUGGAGACUUGAGAAGGAGCUGGAGAGCCAUGGUCCUCACGCACCUUUUCAGGUUAAACUGUUUCUUAAGCCAAAAAUAUCAAAGGAUGGAUUGUCCACCUCCCCAGUGUUGAUCACCGCUGCAGGGGGUGGGGAGAACACACCCACGCACACACCCACACACACUGCUAUUCUCCCCCUCAAGUUAUCACCAGAACUGUGCUGCUUUGAUAAGACAGCAGUCCACUGAGCAGGGGUCUGUACGGUAUCAGGAGUUCUCAGCCCGGACCCUAAAUGAGAGCGUAUGCCGUCAGGUCUGAACGUCAGCCUGGGGAUGGUCUCCAGAAGUCCCGUGGACUUCACUCUGGCCCAACCCCAAGAGAUAAAAAUCCUCCUCUUGAAGCCAAAGAAGGAUCCAGGCCAGUGGGGUCUUCCAUCACAGUGCACGUGAACGACACGCAUGUGGUCCCUCACAGGAACCACGUGUGACCGAUCCAUGCCCUGUGGCCUCCAAACGAACGGCUGCAUUUGAGCUUCUUCGCAGAGCUGCAGCCACGGGGUCCAGCGGCCAGGGUAGGACUUCCCCAAGGCAGACCCUGGUCCUCGGCCCCCUCCUCCGAUCUGGGGGUGACGAGACGUGGUGUUUACCCUCGAGGCCACCAGGCACGAGUGAGGUCACAGGCUGUUAAGCUGUGUGGUUGUCAUGAACCCAGGGACACUGAGCCCCAUUGUCAGAUAACUGUGCUAGGCAUUUUUAUAAUUGUCUUGUCACAGUAAUCCUGGGAAGUGAACCUAUUACCCCCAUGUUCUAAGUGGUGUAUCUUAAGUGUAGAAUUCCUAUAUCCAACAUAAAUGGCCAUGUUGAAAGAAGGAAAGAUGUCAUUCAAGUGUUUUCCUAUUCUUUUUUAUUAUUACUAUGCCCUUUGCAAUGCGACACUGUGAAAACAGCCCUUUGGGGGCAUCUCCCUUUUCCAGAAUCUCUCCUUGGCUCACCACCAGCUUGGUUUCCUCAUGGGGAGUGUUUUACUUGGCCUUCCUAUAUCUGAUAAAGCUACAAACAAACCAGGAGAGGCCAGCAGGGUGUUAGUGCCCAGAAGGGAACGGCUUUGGGAUUUCAGGCGCAUAUCUCUUUCCUUGGAAUCCUUUCAGCAUGUGGAGAAGGAGGCUGGUAUCUGCAGUUAGGUAUCAGAUGUGACCAGAACAGGCUUUUGAGUAUUCUGAUUUCUUUCCUGGGUCCCAAGGCUUGUUUCAUCCCAGGAUGCAUCUUUUUAAGGUGAAAAGCCUUAACCUCCGGAGAAGUUUAGGAGAGUCUGAUCUCCAAAGGUGGAGGAAAGGCAAUACCUGGACCAUUAACUUGAAAUCCUUUCUUGUGAGCUAGGGUUUGACAUCUCUUUUUGAUCUUUGGACUGGGGCCUCUAUAUUUUCCAGGCUAGUUUAAGCAUUGAAACUAGAUGUGAAUCUCUUUCAAGACCUUAAAUGUUUUAGAUAGUCAUGUAGUGACUUGGAUAGGCAUUUAACUAAUUUGUUCCAAGGUCAGAAGAGCCCAAGAAUUCCCCAGAGUUCCUCUCUUUGCUUCUAAAGGCACAACCUCUAAAGAAGAUGACUCAUGUCUCCAUGGCAACUGUUAAAGGUGCUGCCUAGAGGGGACCUGCCUCCACCCUCACUUACUUAGCUUGAAAGAAUCAAAAGAAUUUCCUUGUGUCAAGGGGGUGCUAUGUCCAGUUUUCUUAUGAAAACUGUUGUCAAGAUUCCUGCCUCUUUCUGACAUGGUAGCUGUCAAAUUCCUUCAAGAUGAUGUAGGAAAUGGCUCUUAUCUCUUGGAAGCCAGAGAAAUUGCUUUAAUUCACCAAGACUCACCCCUAAACCAAAGGCCUUAUUCUAAUACUGUCUUCCCUCUCUACUCUGAAUUCUCCCUUCUUUCCUUUCCAGGGGUUGUUUUUAGCCCAAGGCUUUGCAUCUGAUUGAGUAAGACUUAGAGGCAGUAAAAAGAACACCGUGAACUCAGCCAGAACUGCCUUAGGGUCCCUAGGGUUGAGAAUAGCUCUAGAACCUCGGGGACCCCUGGGCUUAGACCCAGAAGUGAUAGAACAGCCCCUGAUUUCUGGCAUUUCAGUCCAGAUCUUCAAGGACUGUUCUCCCUUGACAGUCAAGUGAGCAAGGAAAGUUUCGCAGUAGAUUGCAAGCCAGCUUUUCCGUAUCUAUUUUCCUGGAGCAGAACAAGGCAGCUGCCUUAUAGGACUCUAAAUUUGGAUCAAUUUCCUAACACACACACACCCCCCACAGAAAGAUACAUGGAGAAAAAAUAUAUAACUACUUUAUCAGUGAAGUACUUCAAGGAAGAGCUGCAUUUUGCUGUACUGUAAUCUCUAAGAUAAUGUCUAGGAAAGCAUUCGUGUAAUUAUAAUAAUACCAAACUAGGAAAAGCUAGUGAUCACUCUCACGAAAGUCUGAGUUAGACUCGACUAGGAGGAUGAAGGUCUGCUGGUCGUCAGGUCUUGUGCCCUCUCCGUGCCAGGAUGCCUGCCACUAGCAUCUUUCACUCACCUGGGCUUUAACCUGGACUCUGGCAGCCUUUCCCAGCUCCAGGCACAUACAGGACCCAUCCCUCAGGACACGUGCCAGGUCUAGCCGUAUACCCCAGCGUUUCUCACACGCUCUCCCACUCAGCCAGUAUGUCCCUGACUGUGGCACUUCAGCAGCUCCACUGGGGCACUGGGACGCCAGCGACUGGGGUUGGGGCCCCUUCGUCUAGGUUGGCCCAGAUGUAACAUCUUUAGCAUUGCCUCUUCCAGUGUCGGGCUCUCAUUUAUUCGACAGAUUAUUUGGAGCCCCUAGUAUACUCCAGGCACUGAGCUAAUCCCCAGCAAUACACGGUUGACCCAAGCCCAGCUCCCGCCCUCGAGGAGCCCACCAUUAGUGGGGAAGACAGUGUGGGAAGUGCCGCUGCAGGGAAUUACUGGGUGCCGUGGGAGGCGCUCAGAGGCACAGCCGCCCAGCUUUGGAAAUCGGGGGCUUCCUAAAAGAGGGGACAUCAAAGCUCCAGUUUGUCAGAGGCCUGAGGGAGAGCAUUGCAAAGGGCCUUCCAGGCCGAGGGGACAGCAUGGCGCUCGGCCAAAGGAGGGACAGCGUGGGUUGUCAGGGCCUGUGUGCAGAGAAGCAGCUGGAGCUAGGAGUUGAGGAGGGAGAAGAGAGGGACGUGGCCAGGGCAAUCAGUGACCCAGCCCAGGGGGCAUAAAGAGAGCUGUAGGUGACGCUCUGCCCCCUCUGAAGCCCACUGCCGAGGUCACCCAGCGAGGUAAGUGUGAUCCCCAUCAGGACCAGAUUUUCCCUCCUCGCCGUGGAGGUACACGGUUGCUCGCUGAGAUGAUUUAUUCCUGUGUCUCCUCCACCCCUCCCCCAGCUCCUUGUCCUCUCCCCCAGAGGUGUUUGAUUUCAAGAGCUUUAACCUGGGCUGGAUUUAGAGACAUACAGGGGACAGCUCUGGGUCAUCCUGACCUGGCUGUAGAACCACCAAGGCUAAAAAUACCUCUUGGGAACAAGGCGGCCAAGACCCCGGGAUGAGGGUGUACCCUAAGAUAAAUACACGGGAAGCCACCUAGGGCUUCCCAACUCGGGGGUGUGAGGUCUCCAUUCAUUCUACCGAAGGGCAGCCUCCCUUGGACAGCCUUUCCCCGGGUUGGGUCAUACCUGGCGGCCGAGCCUCUGCCGUGUCUGCAGUGUGCACCUGUGUCCUGCCAAAGAAAGGGGAGUUAACAAACAGAAACAAAAAAGCACAGAUGGAUCGCGUGCACAUGGAAAAUACCCGCAAGCCUAGGCAGCUGCCGUGAGCCUCGUGGGGACGGGGAGGCCCCUGGAGCCCUGCGCUCUUUGCCAGUGACGCAGGGAAGGCUCAGAGACAGCAGACAGAGUCUCUCUGUGCAGACAGCUCGCGGUGCCUUUUAGGUUUUCCAAAGAACCUAUUCAGAGCUCAGAGCGUUGGGUUUCUCUUCCCUUUGCCCCCAGACAAAUAAUUAGAGACUUUAUAAGAAGAAAAAGAAUUAGAUGAAUCAAAAUACCAGCUGUGAGGCAGCAUGGUUGCAAGAAACUCAAGAAAAGGCCACAAUAGGUAACAAUUUCCGUGAGGAGUUGGAGGCACUGGGGGCUGAAGGCAGUUUUCCUAGCUGAGGGGCUCAGGUCUCCUGACCCCAGAGGGCCCUGAGGACGGCUUGGGGCUCACCUCUUUUGCAAGACCUCCACACCUGCCCUCCUGGGUGCAGCCUGGCAUAUUCACCAGCCUUCUGGACCCUUGGAAAGAUUGUCGCUCAAACACUUACUCUUUUCCCAGAUACUCCUCUGGCUCCUUACUGAGGAAUUUCUAAUUCUGUGUCUUGUGGUUCCCACGCGACUAUCCCACCAGCCUAGACGUUUUAAUUAGAACUCGGCCUGUAGUAAUCACGAUGCUGGAAACUGACAGAAUAUUUGGCCUCAAAUACACCUACUUUAAAAUGAAGGUCCUGGAAGGUCCCCUUGGUCGGGGCGUGGUCAUGGAAUACGGCCAGGUUUGCCUUAGGGCACCCUCUCCCCAUUGUCUGCCCUGGUCCAAUUCCCUCUCCAUCACCAGGAAGAGAUCAAAAUGCUUCCCUGCCAGGUGUCAGUGGCUGUGUAUUUGCUCUUCCCAAGGGCAUUUGUGUUUUAUUUAGGAUGAGGCGUUACAUUCAAGGAAAAUCUAGUGGCAGGAUCAGGAGACAUCAGCUCUCCUUCAGGUCUGGGAGAUCAUCUUGAGGCAUUGCUCUCCUGAGCACCUGCAGAGGCUUCCUCAGGUGGGCGUGGGAGCCCCGCAGGGAAGCCUGCCCAGCCCUCCACGUGCACGUGAAUUCUGUAAAGCGGUGGGUGCCCAUCUGUUUGGACCACACGUGGCUGUCAGCAAAAACCUUGUGAGAUGCAUCCCCCCCCGUAUGUUUAUUAAUUUAAAGUAUAUAUUCAUAUACUUCUGUACUAAAACAUUAGGCACAUUUUUUAAAGUGCACAACAUAGAAAUUUUUAAAGAAUAAGAUACAAAAUAUUAUAGACAGAGGUUCUGGUAUUUUCACUCUGAAGCCCUGAGGGUUUGGGUGCCCCCUAGUAUUAAUAUGUGCACAGCCACUUUGGACACCAACCACCAUUUCAAGAGCAAAUCCUCACACCUUGACGGCAUCCAUCCCAAACUACUGUGCUGGCACUUGGCCUGAAGCAUAGGAAGGUCUUAAAGCAAAAUCCCCAGGAGAUUCUAAUCUGGGAGACAGGGCAAGCAAACUCUCAAAUAGAAUAAACUUAAACAAUUCAAAACCCCAUCCGACAGGAGAGUGGACUCCCUAGGCAGCAGUGGCUAUAGGUGCUAAGAAAAGAUCAGGUACACUGUACAGAGCCAUGGGGUUGCUCAUAUUCCCUCUCUGGGUCUCCAGAAAAGGACAUUUGGCAAUAUCCCCAGCUCUCUCAUGAUUGGAAUUCUUUGAACCCUCAAAGUUCUUCAGUAGUACUAUUAUUCCCCACAGCGCAAGUGGGUCCACGUCGCUUGAAUAUUAUUUCUGAUUUGACCACCAAGAUAUGAUGAUGAUUCUGUUUCAUUUGAAAAGGGUCUGAGAAGGUAUACAGGUCUAAUUAUAUAUACAUAUUUAUACAUGUGUAUUUUUGUUUAUUGUUACAUUUUGACAUUGGACUUUCUAUUAAAUAAUUUUUAACAGUU
Messenger RNA from Balaenoptera acutorostrata (minke whale), 7720 nucleotides. Its product is annotated as calpain-2 catalytic subunit-like. Gene Ontology annotation, biological process: proteolysis. Gene Ontology annotation, molecular function: calcium-dependent cysteine-type endopeptidase activity. NCBI's taxonomy places the organism in Eukaryota, Metazoa, Chordata, Mammalia, Artiodactyla, Balaenopteridae. The coding region runs from base 1 to 1125 and encodes 374 amino acids. The transcript has 11 exons. The record is from RefSeq and is a predicted model, not a curated record. Gene Ontology annotation, cellular component: cytoplasm.